This is a messenger RNA of Laetiporus sulphureus 93-53, 1107 nucleotides long. RefSeq lists its product as uncharacterized. The transcript has 6 exons. Lineage: Eukaryota; Fungi; Basidiomycota; Agaricomycetes; Polyporales; Laetiporaceae. The record is from RefSeq and is a predicted model, not a curated record. The coding region runs from base 1 to 1107 and encodes 368 amino acids.
AUGGGCACCACAGAUAUUACCCUUGACAGGGCUUACUUGGCCGCAAUAUGGCUGGAGACACUUUUCUACGGCAUGAACGUGGUCUUGUUUUUCUCGUGCCUGUUCAUCCUAACGAUCCGACGGCGGACACCUCAUGUCAACAAAAUGCUCGUCACUAUUGCCCUGCUCAUGUUCACCUUCUCCACUUGCCACGUCUUCUUGGGGUUUUAUCGCCUCAUCAUGGGAUUCAUUGUGCUACGCGAUCAACCUGGUGGCCCGGCUGCAUUCUUCUCAGAUGUGUCAAUACCGGCCAACGUGGCAAAGGUAGGAAUUCAUACUGUGAAUUCCAUAGUUGGCGAUAGCGUAGUGGUCUGGCGAUGCUAUUUGGUGUGGGGCAGAGACUGGAAAAUGUGCGCUGCGCCGAUCAUCUUGGUAAUUGGAUCUGCAAUUUGUGGGUUUGGACAAACAGUCUAUUUCGCCAGAGGGCAACAGUACCAUAGUGCCUUUGCGCAUCCACUCGUGGUGUGGAACGGAUCGCUAUUCAGUUUAUCUCUCACCACGAACGUAGUGGUGACUUGUCUUGUUGGCCUGCGGGUCUGGUGCGUUUUCUCAUGCUUCACGACUGCAUCAUGCAAAGAUCAUGAAACGAUAUAUGUCAGGUUCAUUCUACGCAUGUGUGGAGGAACAGUCAAUUUUCGAUACUGGCGGAUACUGUUGAUCGUGAUCGAGUCCGGCAUGAUAUAUUCUGUCGCUCUGAUUUGUGAAGUUACCCUAUAUUUCCUGGGCCUCAACUCGUUUUACAUCGUCUACGAUCCUAUAGGCCAGCUAACGGGGAUCGUGCCUACCAUGAUUCUGGUCCUCGCGGGAUUGGAGCUUACCACAAACGACGUCCAUUCCCGGCUGACCGGUACCCAGCUCUCAACCGCGCGUUUCCGUACAAGACCUUUGAAGACAACGGAUGAAAGUGGCACGCUCCCUUUGGACACGAUCCAGUUUGCGAGCGUGUCCUCCUGUGUCCGCGAACGCAAAUCUACUCUCCCUGCCGCAGUCCUGGACGAUAGCGAUGUCGAGCCAGACAUGCCCACCAAAGUGCCAUUACGAUCAGAGAGGAAGACAUUAGACGCAUGA